GGGGUCUUUGUUGGGCUGUUGAUGCUGAGUUGACUUUCAGCAGCUGAAGAGAAGCUGACUGGGUUCAGGUUGUUACGACGCACUUUAAUGGCUUCAGAGACACGUUGUUCUUCUUAUAUCCAACAUAAAACAACAUGAAUAUCCUCAGAUCUCGCCUUUCCAUCAGAAACUUCACAGGUCAGAGGUGCAGACAGGUCACUGAAACAUGGAGCCACAGAGGGAUGUGCAAUAAACCACAGGAGGUCAAAGCAGAGCCUCCACCUGCAGCCCCAGCACCAGCAGCAGCAGCAGCGCCUCGUGCCGGGUUCAGACUCCCAGGCUACAGACCCUCAGAUCUGGACAAGAAGUGCCUGGUCUGGUCGGGACGCUUUAAGACAGCCGACCAGAUACCAGAACUUGUGUCGUUUGAGAUGAUUGAUGCUGCCAGAAACAAAGUCAGAGUGAAAGCCUGCUACGUGAUGAUGGCAACCACAAUAGUGGCCUGUCUGAUAACGGUGUUCAUGGGCAAACGGGCUGCAGGCAGGCACGAGUCCCUGACGGGUCAAAACAUGGAGAAGAAAGCCAGAUGGAGGGAGGAACUACAGCGGGAGAAGGAAGCAGCUGUUGCUCUGUCUGCGAAGGCUCAGUGAUGGAAGACAAUUAGUCCCGGCACAACCAGUUUCCCCCCCAGUACUGGGCCAAUAGUGUCCCCCUUCUUGCUGUAUGUGUCACAACUUCAGAGUUCUCCACUUCCAUCCUAGAGAGCGACCAACAGAGCAGUCGGUACUUUAUAGUUUUGCAACUUGGAGAUUGACUUUAACACACAUCGAUGGAUCAGUUAGUAAUUUUUGAAAGCCAAUGUAAGGUUUUAUCUUGUCAGUGAAUACAGAGGUUAUAAACUGGCACCUGUUUUUGAGGAAACUAACAACUACUGUGGUGUCAGCACAGUAGACAUAAUCUAGUACUGUGAUCCAGGUUUUAGGAGUUUAUAACUAAUCCUUGACAUUUACUACACAGCAAAAUAAUGAUUUUCAGACAAGAAAUUAGUUGAUGCACCAAUGAAGUUUUCUAUCCAAUAAAUGCUUCUAGUAACCUUUCAACACACCUCUAAAGCUCUCCAACAUAAAUACCUUAGGUAUUUCUGUUUUUUAUAUUUGCCUCAGAGGCAACAGUCCGCCUUGUGAAGACAGUUCAGCCCUGAAGGGUUUCAAAUGGUCUUCAGUUUUCUUAAAGGAAAAUGGAUCAGGCAAGAUCCAUCUGCACAAUGGUCUGUUUUGUCCUGAUACUUGUGUGAUUAAGCAGGUUUGUUCAUGACUGAUGUGACAUCUGUUUGUAUAUAGUGAACACCAAAAAAACAUCAAAUCAAUAAAGUAUUGCUCCUUGACAA
Messenger RNA from Sebastes umbrosus (honeycomb rockfish), 1366 nucleotides. RefSeq names its product family with sequence similarity 162 member A (gene fam162a). Gene Ontology annotation, biological process: cellular response to hypoxia; neuron apoptotic process; positive regulation of release of cytochrome c from mitochondria. Gene Ontology annotation, cellular component: mitochondrion. Bases 135 to 629 code for a protein of 164 amino acids. The record is from RefSeq and is a predicted model, not a curated record. NCBI's taxonomy places the organism in Eukaryota, Metazoa, Chordata, Actinopteri, Perciformes, Sebastidae. The transcript is spliced from 5 exons.